CGUCACUUGAAAGGCUGGUGGAUUAGGAGCGACUGGGGCCAUAUAAGGGAUAAAAUAAUCAAAAGGGGGAAGUAAAAAGAGUGUAAUUUAUUUCUCAUUUAAGGUUGAGUAAUUAAGUCGACUUUAUUCCGAGACGUUUUCAACUCGGAUCCAAGUUAUUAAAAUGGCGGAUACCAAAUCAGAUUCCAAAGCUGCGAUCGAUCGUCAAGUAGAGGGCGAUAGAGAGAAGCGUGGGAUGUGGGGCAGUCAGGUGGAGUUUCUACUUUCAUGCAUCGGAUAUUGUGUUGGGUUGGGCAACGUAUGGAGGUUUCCUUACCUUGCAUACCAGAGUGGAGGAGGUGCUUUUCUCAUCCCAUAUAUUAUAAUGCUGACGUUUUGUGGAAUUCCUUUGUUUUUGAUUGAGUUAGGAUUCGGUCAGUUCUCUGGUUACGGCGCCAUCACCGCGUGGCGAGCAAGCCCAAUGUUCAAAGGGAUCGGCUUCGGGAUGUUACUCGUCUCAUUUUUCGUCAUAAUAUACUACAACGUCAUAAUCGCGUACGCGUUCUACUAUAUGUUCGCGUCGUUCACUAGCGUCCUCCCGUGGACAUUAUGCGAUCAAUGGUGGAACAAGGAAGCUCAAUGUGGAACGCCAACAACGAUGUUAAACUGCACCAACAAUUGCACAAUGAACGCGACAAUGUCUCCUGUCAACGUCACAAUGAAAGUCACCGCUAUAAAACGUGUCAGUCCAAGCGAGGAAUACUGGAAAUAUCGAGUUCUUCGCAUCGAUAGAAGCUCUGGCAUCGGCGAUCCAGGACCAGUGUUGUGGGAUUUGUGUCUAUGUUUGUUGUUGUCGUGGUUGGUCGUGUUUUUCUGUUUGAUGAAAGGAGUUAAAUCAUCGGGAAAGGUCGUCUAUUUCACCGCCACUUUCCCCUAUCUCAUUCUGUUUAUUCUACUCAUCAGAGGUGUCACGCUAGAUGGCGCUGGAGAAGGCAUCAAGUUCUACGUCACGCCUCAAUGGGAACGGUUGAAGGAUUCGAAAGUGUGGAGCCAAGCAGCAACUCAAAUAUUUUAUUCUUUGGGAAUUUCGUUCGGCGGUUUGUUGACGUUUGCCUCUUAUAAUAGAUUCUCGCAGAAUAUAUACAGAGACACAUUAAUCGUUGCCCUUGGUAACUGUGGUACAAGCAUCUUCGCCGGGUUCGUCAUAUUCUCGGUGAUUGGCCACAUGGCGUUCAAACUUAAUCUUAAUGUGGACCAGGUAGUCGACCAAGGUCCAGGCUUGGCUUUCAUUGCAUACCCGGAAGCCGUCGCGUUACUUCCAGCGCCACAACUUUGGUCGAUCUUGUUUUUCUUCAUGCUGAUCACUCUGGGCCUCGACAGCCAGUUUGCGAUGGCGGAGACCGUAAUCACCGGACUCAGCGACGAAUUCCCGCAUUACCUUCGCGACCACAAGUCCAAAUUGACAGCCUUAAUUUGCGGGAUUUGUUUCUUACUUGGGUUGCUUCUGGUUACUGAAGGUGGCUUCCACUGGUUCAACUUAUACAACUGGUACAGCGCGUAUUACGGCCUUUACUUUCUAACAAUCUUCCUUUGCCUUGCGGUAACAUAUGGUUACGGACAUUUCUUUACCCACCCAUGGAGAUUCAACAAGGACAUGAAACUCAUGUUGGGUCACGAACCCAACUGGUAUUACCGCAUUAACUGGAUGUUGAUCAGUCCAGCACUGCUAUUCUUUAUCUCAAUAUUUUCGAUCGUCAACUACAGCCCGAUAUCCUUAAACAACGUGGUUUACCCCAAGUGGGCGGACAACCUCGGGAUGUGCAUGAGUUUAACAGUAGCGGCGGUGGUUCCUCUAUACAUGAUAUACAGAGCAUCAUAUGCUUGGUACAAAGGCGAGGAUAUUGCUAAGUUAUUCAAGCCUGAAGCGAAGUGGGGACCACAGGAUCGUAGCAUCGCAUACGACCCUGUCCAUGGUGCUGUUCCCAUUGGCGGGUUAAACGCGAAGCAAGGUUAUGGUCAAGACGUGGACGACAAAAUACCCGAUCCCUUCCCAAUUUCUUUGUAAAUAACCAACUAACAACGUGUGAUAGCAAUGUUAAUGCGUAUUCUUAUAUUAGAUCUAAUAUUAACAUUAUACUAACCAACUAACAAAAUGUAUAUGUCCAGUGCAGUAAAGAGUUUGAGCAAAUAAAACAUUAACGAAAGCAAC
This is a messenger RNA of Ciona intestinalis (vase tunicate), 2188 nucleotides long. Lineage: Eukaryota; Metazoa; Chordata; Ascidiacea; Phlebobranchia; Cionidae. The record is from RefSeq and is a predicted model, not a curated record.